This is a messenger RNA of Bradysia coprophila, 2778 nucleotides long. RefSeq names its product zonadhesin-like. Lineage: Eukaryota; Metazoa; Arthropoda; Insecta; Diptera; Sciaridae. The record is from RefSeq and is a predicted model, not a curated record.
UUGAAUGAAGUGUACAACGAAUGCGGUACUGCAUGUCCUGCCACUUGUAAUAAUUAUAAGAAUCCACCAGCAAUGUGCAUGGCGAUGUGCAAGGUAGGAUGUGAGUGUGCGCCAGGAUAUGUAAGAAAUGAGGAAGAUAACACUUGCUGUCUGGAAUCCGAAUGCCCAGGUAAUUUCGAAGAAGAAGAAGUUUGCCCAUUGAACGAGGAAUACGACGAAUGCGGUUCUGCUUGUCCUCUCACUUGCAAUAAUUAUAAGAGUCCACCAGAUAUGUGCACCGAUAAUUGCAUCAAAGGAUGCCGUUGUCAAGAUGGUUAUGUGAGAAAUGAGGCAGAUAACACUUGCUGUCUGGAAUCCGAAUGCCCAGCAACCGAAACCGAACAUGUUUGCCCAUUGAACGAAGUAUACAACGAAUGCGGUAGUUCAUGUCCUGCCACUUGUAAUAAUUAUAAGAAUCCUCCAACAAUGUGCAAUAUGAUGUGCAAUGUAGGGUGUGAGUGUGCGCCAGGAUAUGUAAGAAAUGAGGCAGAUAACACUUGCUGUCUGGAAUCCGAAUGCCCAGCUACCAACAAAAAACGAAUAGCAAACAUGACCGCUUCAACCCAUUUGGUACGAAGAGCAAUACAUCGUAUUUGUCCAUUGCCAAUUGAGGUUAAUGACGAGCCAGAUACGUUAGCUUCCUCAAGCCAGCACAUACAAAAUCCAGCUCAACCUAGCGUCAUCGAGGAAUCUAAGGAAACAACUGAGCAGUCUCCCGAAAUAGAAGUUGCUAAUGCAGAGACUACUAUUGAGGAAGUUUCUGCAAUCGCUAAACCACAAGGCAAAUUAUUGAGAGUGUCAAAUGGUCGGGAGCCUCCAGUAAUCGUCAAGCAGCCAGACGAGCCGAUUGCGCGAAGAACCAGAUCAAAAAUCAAAACCACAAUAUGUUCAGUGGCAACUGUAGCAUUCGUAUUUCUCGCUUUCCUUGGCAGAGCAAAGGCUGAACAGUGCCAAUACAAAUCAUUCGAUCAUAAUCCAGGACUGUAUUUCGAACCAGUGGGCAGAAUGGCUUUAACUCAUGAUAAAUGGAACAUCAUAUGCGUACUCAGUCUAGAUCAACUAUGGUCACAGGCAUCCGAAAUAACAACUAUGUUGGACCAGUUGGACACCAUUUGCAGCAAGAUAAAACCCCCGAAGCUUUGCAAUAUCACACGAAAGCAAUUUCGACAGCAAGUGAAAAUAUUGGAAGAACAAAGUGAGUUGAUUAGACAGUUUUCUCAUCAGCGCAGGAUGAGAAAACGGCGGGCUGGGUCCAAUAGUGAUAUACAAUUAUCACUAUCAGAAAAAGUGAAUAAACGAAGCAAACGAGGCUGGGUAAAUAUUUUCGGAAGUGCUUUGAAACUAACUACUGGAGUUAUGGACCAUGAUGACAGUGAAUUGAUCCAGAAGCAAGUCGAAUAUUUGAACGGAACUUAUCAAAAUGCAAUGAAGUUAAUUGCUGAUCAGACAACAAUUCAAGACAUAACACAAAAUAUAAUCAAGCGUGAUGAAGUGAAUGUGUCAAAGCAAUACACAAUAGUUCACAACGAAGUGUUGGAAUUAAGGAACGUUACAAUAGAAAAUUCGCAUUUUGAUUCACUAUCAAUUCAAGCCUUGUCGCUAAUUGAAAACCAUCGCGAAAGAAUUAAUGCUAUUAUUGACGUAAUUACUCAAGUUCGUCAUGGACAUAUUUCAACCAUACUGAUUACCCCACAACAGUUGAUGCAACAUUUGGAAAAAAUGUCAGGCGAAAUCAAAAGAAAUUUGAUGAUACCUGGAAAUGAUGUACAAACUAAUUUGGUACAUUUGUAUAGCAUAAUGAAUGCGGAAGUAAGCAUGGGCAAACGAAAUCUCAUCAUAAAAUUAACAAUUCCAUUGAUUGAAAGAGAAUUUUAUGACAUGCACCAUAUAAUACCAGUUCCUUUUCGAAAUGACAAAAAUGCAAUGCGCAUUAUCCACACAACGGCGCAAUAUAUUUGCAUUAAUAAUCGUCAAGACAAAUAUUAUAUGAUUUCUCAUAAUGAGAAUGCAGCAUGCAAGGCGUUUGUUGACAACAUUAUUAUAUGCGAGCAAAAACAUAUGCUGUAUAAUAUCUACAAUGGUUCAGCGGAAUGUGAAAUGGCUAUAUUUACCCACACGACAAAGGCUAUUUCUCCAAGAUGUGCAUUAAUUCCAGUGCUUGGAGAUCAAAUAUGGUCUAAGCUGCAUACGCCAAAUACGUUCUUGUUUACAACAAAAACCAGGACAACCUUCAAUAUCAUAUGUGGUAAUAAAGCGACAACGUGUUACGCGGAAGGAGCGGGCAUUGUUCAAUUAGAUCCUCAAUGUGUACUACAAGCAGCGAACUACGAAAUUACUUCGGAAAAUGAUGUUGAUUACGGAGAACUUCAUAUUGUCAUCCCUAAGCUAAAUAUUUCCGAUAUUCUCAUCGAAAUAAAACCCAAUUCAUCAAACGAACCUACACAUGAAACAAUGCAAUUGGACGAACAGAUGGCGAUAUUGGAAAAGGCAAUUCACAAUCAGAAACAACAAAUGCAGACAUUCCCUACUAUCAGCGUCCAUGACAUUCACCACUACACAAUGGUAUAUGUUAUUGUAAUUUUGCUUAUUGUUUUCAUUAGUCUAUUUAUUUACUGGAUGCUCAAAGUAAGAAAACAGCAAAGUUUCACAAUAGAAACAGUUCCAGUGACUAAUAUAGAGAAAAUUCCAAAAGACGAAUCAUUAAAUGUCACUUUUAGUGCAUAGUCAUAUGUAUGUUAU